Perca flavescens (yellow perch) is the source of this 585-nucleotide messenger RNA. RefSeq names its product low affinity immunoglobulin gamma Fc region receptor II-b-like. Gene Ontology annotation, biological process: cell surface receptor signaling pathway; immune response. NCBI's taxonomy places the organism in Eukaryota, Metazoa, Chordata, Actinopteri, Perciformes, Percidae. Gene Ontology annotation, cellular component: external side of plasma membrane. The transcript is spliced from 4 exons. Bases 1 to 585 code for a protein of 194 amino acids. The record is from RefSeq and is a predicted model, not a curated record. Gene Ontology annotation, molecular function: transmembrane signaling receptor activity.
AUGGUUCAAUGGGACGGUGGAGUUUACUGGUGUGAGUCCAGAGAGGGAGCAACCAGUAACGUCACCACCAUCACUGUCACUGGUGGACCAGUGAUCCUGCAGAGUCCUGUCCUCCCUGUGAUGGAGGGAGAAGACCUCACUCUGACCUGUACAACAAAGAACUCCUCCAACCUCCCAGCUGAUUUCUAUAAAGAUGGAUCCUUCAUCAGGACUGAGCCUGCAGGUCACAUGACCAUCCACCAUGUUUCCAGGUCUGAUGAAGGCCUCUACAGGUGCAACAUCAGCAGUGUUGGAGAGUCUCCACCCAGCUGGGUCUCUGUCACAGGGAAACCAAAGACCACAGGCCCACAAACCUCUGCAGCUCUGCCCUCGGCCUCAGACCGCCUCCACCUUCUGUUAAGACUAGUCGUCCACCUGGUGGUGUUCUGUCCGUACUGCAUCUCUACUUUCAUCAUGGUGUCUUUAUAUCAAGACAGAGCCACAGGGAAUUACCUGCCCAUCUCCGUGGUGACGACCCCACCCACCCAGGCUGAGGAAGGAUUGGAAGAUUUCAUCACAGCUGUCACAACAGAACAUCACUUCUGA